AUGGUAACUGUUUUUGGAGUUAUGUUCCGAGGGACACGUGGAGGAAGUGCAACGCGAAAGGAUCUCACUUACACUCAAAAUAUCAGCAUUGAGAGAAAAGAGUCAUCAUUGAGAGAAUGCGGGAAUCAAUCUCCACCACCUCACAAACCCUUCAUUCUCUGCACUCAGAAUGACUCUGUCAAUUUUACCAUCAUUGAAUCCUCCGCGGAUUUCAAACAUCUCUCAACCUUUAACCACCCCAAAAACAUCAAAGACUUUGAUCACCUGUUUCCAAAAUUAACACACAAAACAAUUCCAGACGAUAUUGAUAUUGAAAGUAACAAAACUUUCAUCUUUCCGUUAUUGGCUUUGCAGGUCUCGGUUUUCCCCGGCCAUGGUGUUUGCAUUGGCAUCACAUUCUGUCACUUGAUGGAUGGUAUUAGUUGCACUCAUUUCAUGAAUUUUUGGUCCCUUAUCCAUCGAAGAGGUGAUGGAGUCGAAUUGAAGCCACCGCCUUGUUUUGACAGAGAUAUAUUGAAGGAUCCAAAAAGACUUGAGGAAGUUUUCUCAAGCUAUUAUUUUAGCAAUAGGAAAACAUGGAAAGAUAAAUCCAUUGUUGGAAGUAAAACUUCUGAAGAAUAUGUAAAGGCUAUUACUGUUUUUGAGAAAGAAGAAAUUGAGAAGAUGAAAAGAUGGGUAUUAAGUAAGUGGAUAAAAGACGAUGAAGAAAUCACAGCAGCACCACAAUUUCUAUCGAAAUUUGUUGUGACUUGUGGUUUUGUUUGGGCUAUUAUGAUUAAAACCAUGUAUAGAAACGAUGAUAAUGAUGAUGAAAGAAUUGAGAAUUUUUUCUUCGCAGGUAACUGUAGAGAGAAUUUAGGGUAUCCAAUACCAGAGGGGUAUUUUGGAAACUGUUUAGCGCUUCAUCAUGCAUCAUUGAAGAGAAAGGAUAUGAAAGGAGAAAAUGGUUUUUUGAAUGCUGUUAAAGUAAUAGAAAAGGCAGUAACUGAGAUGAAAAAUGAACCUUUUAAAGAUGCAGAUGAAUGGAUGGUUAAGUAUAUUAAGAUGUUUGAGAUUGGAAAUAUAUUCUCAGUAAGAGGGUCGCCGAAAUUUAAUGUUUAUGAGAUUGAUUUUGGAUUUGGAAAACCUGUUAAAGUUGAGACGAUGCAUUCUUCUAGAGUUAUGUCUCUUGCAGAAAGUAGAGAUGAAGAAGAUGGACUUGAAGUUGGAUUGGUAUUUAAAAUUGAAGAAUAUGAAUAUUUUUGUUCUCUCAGAGAACAAGGACUAGCAACUUUUACCUUCUAACCAAGGUGCUACUGUUGUUAUCUUUUAAUAGGUUUGUCAACAUUUUUUUCCACCUACUAAUUUCAUUUGAGUAAAAGUGAUUUUGAGUGUGUUUUCCUUCA
Lathyrus oleraceus (garden pea) is the source of this 1385-nucleotide messenger RNA. Its product is annotated as coumaroyl-CoA:anthocyanidin 3-O-glucoside-6''-O-coumaroyltransferase 1. The transcript has 3 exons. The coding region runs from base 1 to 1284 and encodes 427 amino acids. The record is from RefSeq and is a predicted model, not a curated record. NCBI's taxonomy places the organism in Eukaryota, Viridiplantae, Streptophyta, Magnoliopsida, Fabales, Fabaceae.